Brenthis ino (lesser marbled fritillary) is the source of this 870-nucleotide messenger RNA. The record is from the annotation of a GenBank genome assembly. Lineage: Eukaryota; Metazoa; Arthropoda; Insecta; Lepidoptera; Nymphalidae.
AUGGCAGAACCAGAAAUAGUAGAAGAUUUUUACGGCGUCUACCUACUUUAUUCAAUAAAUCCAAAAUAUAAGGGUCGAACUUAUAUUGGAUACACUAGAGAUCCAAAUCGACGAAUUAUGCAGCACAAUAGAGGCACUUGGGCAGGAGGAGCUCAUCGUACUAGUAACAGAGGACCUUGGAAAAUGGUGAUGAUAACACACGGCUUUCCAAACAAUAUAUCAGCAUUGAGAUUUGAGUGGGCAUGGCAGAAUCCAAACAAAACCACAAGAUUGCAACAUCUUGAUCUAAAGAAAAUUGCCCGUAAAGAAUCAGAUUUUCAAUUCAAAUUAAGAGUAUUUACAGAAAUGCUUAAAGUUGGUCCUUGGUGUCGUCUUCCAUUAGUCAUAAGAUGGCUAGAAAGUGAUUUUAUUGAAGAAUUUUUAGCUGACAGAAAACCACCAAGUCAUAUGAUCAUUUGCCAAGGCCCAGUUAAAAGUAGAAAUCUUAAACUAAAAAAUAUUAUAGAACCCAUUCCGACAAUUGAGUGUCUAUUAUGUUCUGGAUAUUUGAAAGAUAAUGAAAAACUUACUUGUAUUAGCCCAAAGUGUGAUUUAGUCGCUCACAUAAGUUGCUUAGCUGACAAGUUACUGCCAGCUGGAGAAUAUAUACCUAUUGAAGGUCAUUGCCCAUUUUGCAACAUUAAAUUGAAAUGGGGAGAUCUUAUAAGGAAAAUGAAGGGGUGUAAUGCAAUGACCUAUGACAGUGGCAAAAGUGAUGAAUUGAAAAAUGAUAAACUUUGUAAUGAUGAAAGUGAUGACGAUGUCGUUUGUACGCAAUAUAAGUCGUUUGUGGAUACACCUUCAUGGUUUUUAGAUUGUAAUGAGGAUUUA